Molecule: messenger RNA, 816 nt
Organism: Balaenoptera acutorostrata (minke whale)
Lineage: Eukaryota; Metazoa; Chordata; Mammalia; Artiodactyla; Balaenopteridae
Gene: CZIB
Product: CXXC motif containing zinc binding protein
Exons: 8
Coding region: 153-635 (160 amino acids)
Molecular function (GO): zinc ion binding
Source: RefSeq, a predicted model, not a curated record
CAGGUGUGCGGGUGAAGCCCCGGCGCGCUGAGACCCGCCCCGCGACUCCGCGCCCCGCCCAUAGCCGCAGCGAGGGUGCGCAAGCGGCGCCCGCCGUUUACGACGGGCCGGAAAGCAGUGGCCGUAGCCAGCGCUGGCUGAGCCGGGUCGCUAUGGGGAAAAUCGCGCUGCAGCUCAAAGCCACGCUGGAGAAUGUCACCAACCUCCGGCCAGUGGGCGAGGACUUCCGGUGGUACCUGAAGAUGAAAUGUGGCAACUGUGGUGAGAUUCCAGAGAAGUGGCAGUACAUUCGGCUGAUGGACAACGUGGCACUGAAGGGAGGCCGUGGCAGUGCCUCCAUGGUCCAGAAGUGCAAGCUGUGUUCAAGGGAAAACUCCAUUGAGAUUUUGAGCAGCACCAUCAAACCUUACAAUGCCGAAGACAACGAGAAGUUCAAGACGAUAGUGGAGUUUGAGUGCCGAGGACUUGAACCAGUCGAUUUCCAGCCCCAGGCUGGGUUUGCUGUUGAGGGUGUGGAAUCCGGGACAGUCUUCAGUGACAUUAGUCUGCAGGAAAAGGACUGGACUGACUAUGACGAAAAGGCUCAGGAGUCUGUGGGAAUCUACGAGGUCACCCACCAGUUUGUGAAGUCCUGAACCCUCUUCCUGCACACUUACCUCUAAGAACUGAAAAGGGACAAUGUGCCCCAAGCAGCACAGUGCAGAGGCUGGUCCCCUCAUGUCUCGUCUCCUGGCAGCUGUUCAGGCCCUCACAGCCUGCGUGCUGGGCUGUCACAGCUUCCCGAGCCCCACCAAUAAAGCCCCUGUUUGUGCUACA